Spirometra erinaceieuropaei is the source of this 1350-nucleotide messenger RNA. Lineage: Eukaryota; Metazoa; Platyhelminthes; Cestoda; Diphyllobothriidea; Diphyllobothriidae. The record is from the annotation of a GenBank genome assembly.
AUGAUUGCAGCAGUGGAAUCAAUCCUUUGUCAGACGGAGGCAAAGGAGGAGACUAAGAGUCUCAUCCGACACCAAGUGUCGUCUCUCCUGAUGACCCACAGGCCGCGGGAAGUGCUUUCCAAGGUCGAACGUAAUGCGUUUAUAGAACUCAAGGCCGACAAAGACCUGGUCAUUUUGCCAGCGGACAAAGGACGCGCCACAGUUGUACUGGACAGGACAGACUACCUUCAAAAAGCCAAAGGUUUACUGGAGGACCGACAGUUCUAUGUCCCAUGUGCAACGAACCCUUUAAAGGCGCUGACACGCGAAAUUACUGCUACGUUGUUGGCCUUGGAGAACUCAGGUGCAAUAACACCGACCGACAGACGCAUGGCGAGACCCCAAGAUACGGCUUUGGCCCGAUUCUAUGGCCUCCCUAAGGUGCACAAAGACGGCGCUCCUCUCCCACCCAUCGUGUCGCUCAAAGGGACUCCAAAGUACGGACUGGCUAAGUGGCUGUUCCGGCGUCUCAAGUUCCUGACCGCUGAGUCAGACACCACGGUCUCUUCGUCAGCACAAUUUCUGGAGAAACUAAAAGGUGUAAGCAUCCAUCCAAAUGAGGUCAUGGUAUCUUUUGAUGUUACAUCCCUUUUUACUUCUAUUCCCCAGGACCUGGCGAUCGAGACAAUUGAGCUGCUACUACAAAGCAAAUAUGAGGAAACGGAGAACCGUCUUGGACACACCCAAAUCCUCCAGCUCCUGAAGAUCUGUCUCAGGACGUACUUUACGUUCGACGGGACAAUCUACGAACAGGUGAAGGGCACACCAAUGGAGUCGCCGAUUUCGGGAUUCAUCGCCGAAGCGGUCCUGCAACGGUUAGAGUCGCUGGUCUUCCAACACCACAGACCGAAAUUCUGGGCCCGGUAUGUGGAUGAUACCUUCGUCGUCAUCGAACGGGAUCAAGUGUUGACAUUCCAAGAACAUCUCAACGCCGUCUUCCCGGACAUUCAAUUUACGAUGGAGGAGGAAGAGAACAACCAGCUGGCCUUCCUGGAUGUCCUCGUAUGCUGCAAAGACUGUGGUGAACUAAAAACCAAAGUGUUCAGGAAAGCGACAAAUACGAUGCAAGUACUGAACUUCAACAGUAACCACCCAAUCAGCCACAAACGCAGUUGUGUAAGGACGCUCUAUCGGCGUGUCGAAACGCACUGCAGUGAGCCGGAAGACAAAAUUGCCGAACUACAAUACCUCCGACGGGUCUUCAAAGCCAAUGGCUACCCGCGCAACUUCGUCGACCGGUGCAUACGCAAAAGGGACGAAAGGCCUAACCGCACGGACACGGUUUUCAAAGGCAUUGCCUAUUACUCUUAA